Cynara cardunculus var. scolymus (artichoke) is the source of this 972-nucleotide messenger RNA. RefSeq names its product inorganic pyrophosphatase 2-like. The transcript is spliced from 4 exons. The record is from RefSeq and is a predicted model, not a curated record. Gene Ontology annotation, molecular function: phosphatase activity. Bases 57 to 866 code for a protein of 269 amino acids. Lineage: Eukaryota; Viridiplantae; Streptophyta; Magnoliopsida; Asterales; Asteraceae.
AUCUCCAACAACAACGUUUUCCCUCCGACCACCGAAUUCUCCCGCCGCCGGCAGCCAUGUCAGGAAUCGUCGUGAUUUUCGAUUUCGACAAGACGAUAAUUGACAUAGACAGCGAUAAUUGGGUUGUGGAUGAGUUAGGUGCUACUGAUCUGUUCAACCAGCUUCUCCCGACCAUGCCUUGGAACUCUCUCAUGGACAGGAUGAUGGAGGAAUUGCAUUUACAAGGUACGACAAUGGCCGAUAUCGAACAAGUACUAAAUCGUGUCCCUAUACAUCCUCGGAUUGUUCCCGCCGUUAAAGCUGCGUAUGCUUUAGGAUGCGAUCUGCGAGUAGUAAGCGAUGCGAAUGUGUUCUACAUAGAAACUAUAUUGAAACACCUUGGGAUACGAGAAUGUUUCUCGGAGAUCAACACUAAUCCAGGUUUUGUGGACGACAAUGGCAAGUUAAGGAUCUUGCCGUACCAUGAUUUCCAUAAAUCCCACCAUGGUUGCAACCUCUGUCCUCCCAACAUGUGCAAGGGUAAAGUAAUCGAACGAAUUCAAGCCUCGUUAGAAGGAAACAAACGGAUCGUGUAUUUGGGCGAUGGCGCCGGCGACUUUUGCCCGAGUUUGAAGCUUCUAGAAGGAGAUUACAUGAUGCCGAGAAAAGAUUUUCCGGUUUGGGAAUUGAUAUGCAAAACCCGACAUAUGGUUAAGGCGGACGUCCGUGAAUGGACAGAUGGGGAAGACUUGGAACGAGUCCUCCUCACCAUAAUCGCCAUGGAAGACACGAAGAACAACGUUGAUAACACGAAUCAAUUGUUUGAUUGCAAAUUCGAGACGAUCGCUCUAGAAGCGUUGCCUAAACCGCUUUACGUUCCUCACUGAUCGAUGAUAACUCGUAUAUUUCCACUCUAUUCUAAGUUUAUCAAUUUAAACUGUAGUUAGAGGUGUUUGGUUAGAGGUAAACGGUGGGAUUGAUUAUAAAAAAAAA